Mytilus californianus (California mussel) is the source of this 639-nucleotide messenger RNA. RefSeq names its product complement C1q tumor necrosis factor-related protein 3-like. Bases 67 to 624 code for a protein of 185 amino acids. Gene Ontology annotation, molecular function: protein binding. The transcript has 3 exons. NCBI's taxonomy places the organism in Eukaryota, Metazoa, Mollusca, Bivalvia, Mytilida, Mytilidae. The record is from RefSeq and is a predicted model, not a curated record.
GUGGAAAAACACAGUAUGUCAACUGAAUAAUCAUUCAUACUAGAGUUAUAUCCCUUGACUAUCAAUAUGAAUUUGUCAACAGUGUCUGUUCUGACUGUGAUCUUGUUUGGACUAAUGAGUAAAAUCCAGGGAUCUUGUGACUCUAAACUAGAAAACAACCUCUUCAAAGAUCUGCUUAAUAUGAUGUUGAAGUUAAAAGGAUCAGGUAGUUGUCAUUCAGGUAAUGGAGGUAAAGGUGUCCCUGCGUUUUCAGCUUCUCUUUCUAGUACAAAAUCCUACACAACCAAUAAUAAUGUAAAAUUUGACAAAGUAUGGGCAAAUAUUGGAAACGGUUAUGAUGCUGACAGUGGGAUAUUCACUGCCUCCCAGUCUGGGGUUUAUCAAUUUUCUUGUACAAUAAUGAGACAUGCAAAUUAUAUUCGAGUUCACCUUUGGAAAAAUGAGGUAAAGACAGUAGCAAUCUGGCCAGGUUCUACAAAAGACUAUGCGCCUGGUACACUCAACUUAGUGAUGCAGCUAAAGAAGGGUGACAAAGUAUUCAUACGAAAUGCCCAGAAUCAACAAAUCUAUAGUGAAUCUGGAAGUCAUUUCAGUAUGUUUUCUGGAUUUAUGAUUUCAAAUUAAAAUGUUUAUCUUUAA